Molecule: messenger RNA, 195 nt
Organism: Colletotrichum tamarilloi
Lineage: Eukaryota; Fungi; Ascomycota; Sordariomycetes; Glomerellales; Glomerellaceae
Exons: 1
Coding region: 1-195 (64 amino acids)
Source: RefSeq, a predicted model, not a curated record
AUGUCAAGAAACGUUUCUUUAACAUCUCUAGCCGAUUGUCUUUGUGGAUUAAUUUGCCUACUGGUGCAAACCGUGGACCAGAUUCACAGCUGGUUCUUGGCCAACGCUUGCGCCCAAAUGUGCCUGUUCACUGCUGGCAGAGGUAUGGCGCAAUUCGUAAUGAGCCUUUUGGAGCACGUUGUCCAUUCUGCUUAG